This is a messenger RNA of Nylanderia fulva, 5270 nucleotides long. The record is from RefSeq and is a predicted model, not a curated record. NCBI's taxonomy places the organism in Eukaryota, Metazoa, Arthropoda, Insecta, Hymenoptera, Formicidae.
GUCUCUUCUUUAGGCAGGCCUUUGGCGAUCUGUCUAUUAAUCUGUGGAAGGGCCGUUUCGCCGUUCUAGAUAUGUAUCUAUAUAUAUAUAUAUAUACUCAUCUUUUUGUUUGCGUCCCUCAUCUUGACAGUUAGGGACAUGUAUGUCCAUUUGAAAAUUCGAUGUAUGUAACAGAUUUAAUGGCCGCCAGAAGGUCGUGAGAGAGCGAAUUCGCCAGCGGCACGCUCGCGUUUCGUGUGCAUUUUACUGUUUUAGGGCGCGUUUCGACGCUGCGACUCGCAAUCAGCGAUUAAAUAAUACGCCGACCGUGUCGGACUCUCGCAUCCAUCAUCUUGCGUCAGGCAGGUUGAUCAAUCAUGGAAGACACUGAGUAUAUGAAAUUGCCUCUGGAGGAGCGUCUUGCACACAAGUCUUGGCGAGCACGUUUGCAUGGAUACGAGGAAUGCGUAAAGACAUUCCAGUGCAUCGAUGAUGAAAAGUCACCAGAAUGGAAUAAGUAUAUGGGUUUCAUCAAGAAGUUCGUUGCGGACAGCAACGCAGCUGCACAGGAGAAGGGCUUGGAGGCGAGCCUGGCUUUCGUGGAAAACGCUGCGGUAGCCGGCAAGAUAGUCGCCGAGGUAAUGAAUGGCAUCGUGUCCAAGUGCAUUGCCGCACCUAAGGCUAAAACAAAGGAACUGGCCGUGCAGAUCACGCUGAUGUUUAUCGAGAUCGAGAAAUAUGAUGCGGUGCAGGAGGAACUGUUGAAGGGCACCGAUGCCAAAAAUCCGAAAAUCGUUUCAGCGUGCAUCGCUACCUUGACGCUGGCGCUCAAGGAAUUUGGACCAAAAGUGAUCAAUUUGAAACCACUAAUGAAGAAAAUUGCAAAUUUCCUUGAGGAUAGGGACAAGACGGUGCGAGAAGAGGGCAAAGCUAUGGUGGUAGAGAUGUAUCGAUGGGUGGGCGAACGUUUGAAGCAACAAUUGAAUACAUUAAAGCCAGUGCACAUUACGGAGCUCGAGGCUGAGUUUAGUAAUCUUAAUGACGAGAAAGUGACGCCCACGCGUUACCUACGCUCGAAGAAACCAAAGAAUAUGAGCAACAAUGGUGAGUUGGCAGGGAGCGAUAAUAACGGCGACGAUGACAACGAAGACGUGGAUGGUGCUUCUAUCCCAGAUAUAGAUCCUUACGAUCUCUUGGCGCCUGUGGAUAUUCUAUCGAAGUUACCGAAGGACUUUUACGAAAAAGUCGAGGCAAAGAAAUGGCAGGAACGAAAAGAAGCGUUGGAGGCGCUCGAAACACUCGUAAAAAAUCCGAAACUAGAGAACGGUGAUUACGGCGAUGUUGUCAGGGUCUUGAAGAAGAUUAUCUCGAAGGACAGUAACGUAGUGGUGGUCACGCUAGCGGCAAAGUGCCUAGCCUGUCUGGCUACGGGCUUGAAGAAACGAUUUCAACCGUACGCCACCGCUUGUCUACCCACCGUAUUGGAAAAAUUCCGCGAGAAGAAGCAAACAGUGGUACAGACUUUGCGGGAGCUCGCCGACGCCAUUUACGACAGCAUCACUAUUGAUUUUAUCCUCGAGGAUACUCUGGCCGCCUUGGAAAAUAAGAAUCCGGCUGUGAAAGCCGAGACCGCUGCUUUUCUGGCUCGAUGUUUUGCGCGCACGCCGCCGACCAAUCUUAAUAAAAAGUUACUAAAGUCGUACACCAGUGCGUUGUUGAAAACGCUAAAUGAACCGGAUCCAACGGUGCGCGACAAUUCGGCGGAAGCGCUCGGCACGGCGAUGAAACUGAUAGGCGAGAAGGGAAUGAUGCCGUUCCUCACGGACAUCGAUAAUCUAAAGAUGACAAAGAUUAAGGAGUGCGCCGACAAGGCGGUGAUAACAGUAAAAGUGAGCAGUACGAAGCGACAGGAACGACCCAACACUGUUCCGGCCAAAGUGGAAUCGCAACAGGCGAGCAAAGCGAGCAAGGACAAUUCGAAGAACGCUAAACCGAGUACCGCGAGAAGGCCGAAUACGGCGAUUACAAAGAAGUCGACGGCCAAGAAACCCGGUGGCGCCUCAUCGCUCACAAAUCUGCCAUCAUCCACGAAGAGGACGGUUCAGAUAGAAAGAAAUUAUAGCCCGGAGGAGAUCGAUGAUUUGGCAGCCCAGGUUCUGUCAGCAGAAGUGAUGACUGGUCUUGUAGACCUCACUAACUGGAAAACGCGUCUUGCCGCAGUCACACAGCUAUUGGACGUUGUCAAGACUUGGGACUCGCCAAAAGUGCCAAAAGUGCCAGCCCAGGUGAUUGUGCGCACUCUCGCGAAGAAGCCUGGAUUUAAGGACACGAAUUUCCAAGUGCUGAAGUUGCGCGUGGAAACUGUCAAGUUCCUGGCCGAGAAUCAUCCUUUUACGGCCACCGUUGCCGAAUACUGUCUUAUGGAUAUCGCGGAGAAAUUGGCGGAUGCGAAGAACAGUUUGAUCGCUAUCGAGACUUUGUUAGCAAUCGCCGAAGCUACGAACUUCGAGUAUGUAGCGGAUGAAAUAGUGGCGUUCGCGUUUAAUCAGAAAAACCCGAAGGUGCAGCAGGAGACACUACUAUGGUUGUGCCGUGGACUCACGGAAUUUGGUUGUAGUCUCAACGUUAAGUCCAUUAUCGAGAAUAUCAAGAAGGCAGUAGCGGUGACAAAUCCCAGUGUGCGCACCGCCGCGAUUACACUGCUAGGCACUUUAUAUCUCUAUAUAGGCAAACCGCUGUUAGAGUUUUUCGACAACGAAAAACCCGCGCUGCGACAGCAGAUCGAGCAAGAGUGCGAGAGGCGUAACGGCGAAACUCCGCCGACGCCCGUUCGCGGCGCCAAGGCUAAGAAGACAAACGCCGCCACCGCCGAAGAAGAGGACGAGGACGCAGAUGAGUCGUUGUCAGAGAAGAGAGUAAGCGGCAGCGAGCCAGAUCUUAACGAACUGAUCCCGCGCGUCGACAUUAGCGCUCAGAUCACCGAAGCGCUGUUAGCCGAAUUGGCUGACAAGAAUUGGAAAGUGCGUAACGAGACGCUGCAGAAGGUGAAUACUCUUCUCAGCGAAACCAAGUUCAUCAAACCUUCUAUCGGCGAUUUGCCACAAGGAUUAGCUCUGCGUCUCGUGGACAGCAAUAGUAAAAUUGCGCAAGCAGCUCUAGGUAUAUGUGAGAUGUUGGCGACAGCUAUUGGAUCCCCAGUGAAACAGCACAUUCGCACUUUGUUUCCCGGGUUUCUGCAGUGUUUAGGCGAUAGCAAAAAUUGGAUCAGAACGGCUGCAAUCACUUGCAUCAACACAUGGGGCGAUCAGUGUGGUUAUAAAGAGUUCUUCGAUGGUGAGAUGAUAGGGGAUGCUCUGAAAGCAGGUUCACCGAUGUUGCGAGCCGAGCUGUGGAACUGGCUGGCGCAGAAAUUACCCUCGAUACCGGUGAAACAGAUCUCUAAAGAAGAACUUUACGUAUGCCUUCCCUACUUGUAUGCUAAUCUGGAGGAUCGUAAUUCGGACGUACGAAAGAACGCUCAGGAAGCUGUUCUCGGAUUUAUGAUUCAUCUCUCUUACGAGGCUAUGGCGAGAAAUACCGAAAAACUGAAGCCAGGAUCACGGACGGUGGUCAUUGCUGCAUUGGACAAAGCUCGUCCCAGUUUACCUAUAAAGCCUCUGCCCAAGAAAGAACUUUCGGAUGACAAUAUUCAGAAGGGUGGCGCAAAGGGUGCAAAAGUUACGAAAGUGGUUAAAUCGAAGGGCGCAUCAUCAAAACCAGGCAGUGCUCGUAAGAAAGAUGACGAUGUAGAUACCAGUCCUCUGCUGGUGGUCAAUAAUUUGAAGCAUCAACGUGUAAUCGACGAGCAAAAGUUGAAGGUACUUAAGUGGAACUUUACCACUCCCAGAGAAGAAUUCGUCGAGCUUCUGAAGGAUCUUAUGACUGCGGCAAAUGUCAACAAGACUUUGAGAGCAAAUAUGUUUCAUUCUGAUUUCCGUUAUCAUUUAAAGGCUAUUGAAGCACUUACUGAGGAUCUGUCUGGGAAUAACAAAGCAUUGGUGUCUAAUUUGGAUCUCAUUCUCAAAUGGUUAACAUUACGAUUUUUCGAUACUAAUCCUUCGGUCCUUUUGAAAGGAUUGGAUUACUUGCAAUUGGUCUUUAAUAUGUUAAUUGAAGAUCAAUAUCACAUGCUGGAAACAGAGGCAGCAUCCUUUAUUCCCUAUCUUAUUAUCAAAAUAGGCGAUCCUAAGGAUGCUGUACGAAACGGCGUACGAGCUUUAUUCAAGCAAAUGGCUCUAGUAUAUCCCGUGAGCAAAUUAUUUUCAUAUGUGAUGGAAGGUUUGAAGUCGAAGAAUGCACGACAACGAACAGAAUGUCUGGAUCAAUUAGGCUCGCUAAUUGAGAAUUAUGGAGUUUCUGUCUGUCAACCCAGUCCAUCUGCGGCAUUGAAGGAAGUCGCGAAGCAGAUAGCGGAUCGUGACAAUUCCGUUCGCAAUGCCGCGUUGAAUUGCAUUGUCCAGGCCUACUUCCUACAAGGAGAGCGAGUAUUUAAGCUUAUCGGCCAGAUAUCGGAGAAAGACAGGUCUCUAUUAGACGAGCGGAUCAAGAGGGCGGCGAAAAAUCGACCUUUGAAAUCCGCAUCCUCCAUGAGACUUUCCGCACCCACGGUCACGACUUCCAGUCCGCCGACAGACGACAUGGAGGCGGACUAUGAAGAGGAACAAGAAGAAAUGCCCGAACCAAUUGAGUCAGCGCCAGAACUGGCACAUGGCUCGAGCACUUCAGACAAUAACGAGGACGAGCAAGUGUCUUCUGAGGUCGUACAGUCUGAAUCAUCUUCAAAAUCGGAACAGGAAAUUAUCAACGAUAAUGCAACUGAUAAACAAAAUUGUCUCCCUGAUCGAGAUGAUUUGGAAACAAAUUCUCCUACUUCAACUCAACUAAAAUGUUCUUCGGGUCCGUUUGGACUGGACAUGGAAUUGCAAAGGAUUGAAGGUCCAGUAAAAUGUCGUAAUCCAAUACUUGCAGAACCCAGCUUAUAUCUGAAACGACCUCCAGUGAAUAUGUUGAACCCGCCCAAGAUACAGAUGAUACCGAUUUCACCGCCGAAAAUGUUGGUGUCGAGCUCGUCUGUGUUAUCACCUGCUACUACUAGUAGUAAGGAUGAUACACUAGAGCGCAAUAUCUUGUUGAUGUCGAGUAUGGAUUUGUCUAUUGCGAUACAGGCCAUGAAUGCAUUGAAAAUUUAUUAAAAUCUCAUCAAGCGAUUACCUUGCAAUCCAAGGAGGAUAAAUUCAUUGGAUCGAUAAACC